UUCUUUUCUUUUAUUCUUUCAUUAAAUAAAAGAAAUUUUAAAAAAACUUUUUAUAUUUGCUUUUCAAAUCUUCUGAUCUCUGUUUUGCACAUAGAUUUCACCAUCAUCCUUUCUAUAUCUCUUCCCCAGAUCUUCUUCUGCAGAUGCUAUAAUCAGUUAAUUAGUACAUAUAAAUAUCUGAGGAAGGGAGAAAGUUACAAUGGUGAAGCUGACGAUGAUUGCGCGUGUCACUGAUGGGCUACCGCUAGCUGAAGGAUUGGAUGAUGGCCGUGACGUGAAGGAUAUUGAAAUGUACAAACAGCAAGUAAAGGCACUGUUUAAGAAUCUUGCCACACGCCAAAAUGAGCCUUCAAGGAUGUCUAUUGAAAGUGGCUCUUAUGUCUUCCAUUAUAUCAUUGAAGGACGUGUUUGUUACCUCACAAUGUGUGACCGCUCAUAUCCUAAGAAACUAGCCUUCCAAUACUUGGAAGACCUCAAGAAUGAAUUUGAGCGUGUCAAUGGGGCUCAAAUUGAAACCGCUGCUAGACCAUAUGCUUUUAUUAAGUUUGAUACUUUCAUACAGAAAACAAAGAAAUUAUAUCAGGACACUCGGACUCAGCGGAAUAUUGCAAAGUUGAAUGACGAACUGUAUGAAGUUCACCAAAUAAUGACCCGCAAUGUGCAGGACGUACUAGGUGUUGGCGAAAAACUAGACCAGGUCAGUGAAAUGUCCAGCCGGUUAACAUCAGAAUCUAGAAUAUAUGCUGAUAAGGCAAGAGAUUUGAAUCGGCAGGCAUUAAUUAGAAAGUGGGCUCCAGUUGCUAUAGUGUUAGGAGUUGUGUUCCUUCUUUUCUGGGUUAAAACGAAGCUAUGGUGACUCGGAUGCUUUCUGAGAAUUGUUGCAUCAUAUUGCUGGGUUUCUCUACAUUGCCAUCAGUUACCUUCAUGGGAAUUGUCCAAACUUAAGGGACUUCUGUCUGGGGACCAGAUGCACGUAAAGACCUCGUGUUUGGAGCUGGACUAUAGUUUUUGUUCACGGAAGACUCAGGGAGUGCUUGUUCUUUAAGUACCUCCCAGCGACCAUGUGGAAAUGUGAAAGAGGGACCCUUCGGUUUAAAAAUACGUUGGAUACAAGAAAAUUUCUAUAUUUUUGAUAAUUUAUAGAGAAACUUAAUUGAUCUACAUGACAAUGUCAAUCAGUAUGUGAUCUAGAACUACAUUUACACACUUCCUAGCUACAAUUUUAAAUUAACUUACGUCCUCGUCUA
Ricinus communis (castor bean) is the source of this 1247-nucleotide messenger RNA. RefSeq names its product 25.3 kDa vesicle transport protein. Gene Ontology annotation, molecular function: SNAP receptor activity. Gene Ontology annotation, cellular component: SNARE complex; endoplasmic reticulum membrane; endoplasmic reticulum-Golgi intermediate compartment. The record is from RefSeq and is a predicted model, not a curated record. Bases 200 to 856 code for a protein of 218 amino acids. Lineage: Eukaryota; Viridiplantae; Streptophyta; Magnoliopsida; Malpighiales; Euphorbiaceae. Gene Ontology annotation, biological process: retrograde vesicle-mediated transport, Golgi to endoplasmic reticulum; endoplasmic reticulum to Golgi vesicle-mediated transport; vesicle fusion with Golgi apparatus. The transcript has 6 exons.